AUGACGACUCGCUCGCUCCCGCCCAAUGCCGGCCACGCCUACGACUACGUCAUCGUAGGCGGUGGCACGGCCGGCUGCGUCCUCGCCGCCCGCCUCGCCACCUACCUGCCCGAGCGCAAGAUCCUCCUCAUCGAGGCCGGCCCGUCCGACUUCAAGCUCGACAACGUCCUCGACCUUCGCCAGUGGCUCACCCUGCUCGGCGGCGAGCUCGACUACGACUACGGCACCACCGAGCAGCCCAUGGGCAACUCCCACAUCCGCCACUCGCGCGCCAAGGUCCUCGGCGGCUGCUCCUCCCACAACACCCUCAUCUCCUUCCGUCCCUUCCGCCACGACAUGGAUCGCUGGGUCCAGCAGGGCUGCAAGGGCUGGGACUUUGACACCGUCGUCCGCCUCGUCGACAACCUGCGCAACACCUUCCAGCCCGUCCACGCCCGCCACCGCAAUCAGCUGUGCAAGGAUUGGGUCGAGUCCUGCUCGACGGCCCUCGACAUCCCCGUCAUCAAGGACUUCAACGCCGAGAUCCGCGAAAAGGGCCAGCUGACGGCCGGCGCCGGCUUCUUCUCCAUCUCGUACAACCCCGACGACGGCCGCCGGAGCAGCGCCUCGGUCGCCUACAUCCACCCCAUCCUCCGCGGCGAGGAGAGGCGGCCGAACCUGACGGUGCUCACCGAGGCGCACGUGUCGAGGAUCCACGUCGAGAACGAUGUGGCCACCGGCAUCAGCCUGCGCCUCGCCGGAGGCGACGAGCUCGUCCUCCACGCCCGCCGGGAGACGAUCCUGUGCGCCGGCGCCGUCGACACGCCCCGCCUGAUGCUCCACUCCGGCCUCGGACCCCGUGCCCAGCUCGAGACGCUCGGCAUCGACGUGGUCAAGGACAUCCCCGGCGUCGGCGAGAAUCUCAUCGACCACCCCGAGACCAUCAUCAUGUGGGAGCUCGAGAAGCCGGUGCCGGCCAACCAGACGACCAUGGACUCGGACGCCGGCAUCUUCUACCGCCACGAGCCCACCAACGCGGCUGGCAACGACGGCGAUGCCGCCGAUGUCAUGAUGCACUGCUACCAGAUCCCCUUCUGCCUCAACACCGAGCGCCUCGGCUACCCCGUCGUCCGGGACGGCUAUGCCUUUUGCAUGACGCCCAACAUCCCGCGCGCCCGUUCUCGCGGCCGCAUCUACCUGACCUCCAAGGACCCGGCCGUCAAGCCGGCCCUCGACUUUCGCUACUUUACCGAUCCCGAGGGCUACGACGCCGCCACCCUCGUCGCCGGCAUCAAGCUCGCCCGCAAGGUCGCCGAGAAGCGCCCCUUCAAGGACUGGCUGAAGCGGGAGGUCGCGCCGGGACCAAAGGUCCAGACCGACGAGGAGAUUAGCGAGUACGCCCGUCGCGUGGCGCACACCGUCUAUCACCCGGCCGGCACCACCAAGAUGGGCGACGUCACGAGGGACAUGUACGCCGUCGUCGACCCCGAGCUCAAGGUGCGCGGCAUCAAGUACCUGCGCAUCGCCGACGCCGGUGUCUUCCCCGAGAUGCCUUCCAUCAAUCCCAUGCUCACCGUCUUGGCCAUCGGUGAGCGGGCGGCGGAGCUGAUCGCCAUGGACGACGGAUGGAAGCUCGACUCCAAGGUGGCGAGGUUGUGA
Messenger RNA from Drechmeria coniospora, 1638 nucleotides. Its product is annotated as choline oxidase. Lineage: Eukaryota; Fungi; Ascomycota; Sordariomycetes; Hypocreales; Ophiocordycipitaceae. Gene Ontology annotation, molecular function: oxidoreductase activity, acting on CH-OH group of donors; flavin adenine dinucleotide binding. The transcript has a single exon. The record is from RefSeq and is a predicted model, not a curated record. Bases 1 to 1638 code for a protein of 545 amino acids.